GUGAUCCCGAUUUUCGAGAAGCUCGACUCUGCCUCCAGUAACGCCUAGGUCUUCUUGUAGCCCCAGAUCCCGCCAAAAUGUCUCUUAGCAACAUCUCUGCCGACCUCAUCUGGGAGAUCACCCGCUCCCACAACUCUUACCUCGUUAAGAGAAAGUCUGGUGGCGGUGUCCAGUUCUCCCGGGAUCCCCUCAACUUGACCAACAAGCAUUCCCGCAAGUAUGCUGGUUUCGUCAACGACAAGGCCGUCGGCGUUGUUCCUGGUGAGAAGGGUGGUGUCGUUGUGAUCACCAAGAAGGCUGGCUCCAUCAACAAGCCCGCUGCUCGUUACACCGUCGCUUUCGGUGCUAACAAGACUGCCCGCAAGACCUACAAGGCUAUCGCCCGCCAGGUCGCCGGCUACCGCUCCGACCUCCUCAAGGCUGCCGUUGCCCGUGCCUCCGCCAUCCGCCGCUCUCAGCGCGCCGUCAAGCCCGAGCCCGCCCAGAAGCUCCGUGGCAACGCCGCCAAGAAGGCUGCUGCCUCUGCUUAAAUGUACUGAGGCGUGGAGGACGAUGAGCAUGCAGGGACACUGGGAGACGUCUGUGUAUUAAGCCUGGAAAGCCUCGCUGACAGAGGCGGCGCAUACAACAUUUCAUGCAUGGGAUUGGGGUUCAAGGGACAGGAAAGGGUUGCCAGUCCCGGAUUCCAGGGAUGGCCAUGGCGUUUGAUAUCCAGAUGAAUCAAUCAACCCUAGCAGGGUCAUCGACGAACACCAACAACCACAAUUCUGUUCUGGGUUAUGUUGUGAGCUUUCAGCAUAUAUGUGAUUUUAUGAGGGGGGUCGGUUGGGCUACCGGCCGGCAAGACGGUAUGGUGCCCGUUUUUCCGAGUUUACCACCAACCUCUUCUGGCAACUACACCUCGGCAUCUCAAGAAGUUCGGUCUCGACUGGAAAAGAAUGGCGCAUACCCCUGGAUUCGGGACGUCAAGCUGGAUGGGUUGUUGGCCUCAUGACCAUGGAAGCGGUAUGGAAGCGGGCCUCUUCGGAUGACAUCAGAGCAGAUCUCCCGGACUUGCCCGAGGACGCUAGACCGAGCCGGACCUCGGGAGACCACAUGUUCGGACGUAGGUACCCCCGGCAAGUUGACAGCAUGGAGUGUUUACCGAUGCAACGGCGAGUACAUGGAUCUGUGUUCGAUGCGGCUACAUCAAUGGCAUCAUGUGAAAUCUGGACGGCGAAGUAGCACAUGCAUUUAUACUACUAUCUUCACAGCCGUGUUCAGACG
This is a messenger RNA of Neurospora tetrasperma FGSC 2508, 1266 nucleotides long. RefSeq lists its product as uncharacterized. Gene Ontology annotation, biological process: translation. The transcript has 5 exons. Gene Ontology annotation, cellular component: ribosome; cytosolic large ribosomal subunit. The record is from RefSeq and is a predicted model, not a curated record. NCBI's taxonomy places the organism in Eukaryota, Fungi, Ascomycota, Sordariomycetes, Sordariales, Sordariaceae. Bases 78 to 530 code for a protein of 150 amino acids. Gene Ontology annotation, molecular function: structural constituent of ribosome.